UUGGAAACAAGAAGUACAGAAGGAUGAAUAAUGGAGGAUAAAACAAGCAGAUUUCAAGAUGUGUUUGACAUUACAUCAUGAAUCACAUUAAGGGGCAUGGAAGCAUUGACCCCCAGAACAGAACACCCUCCAGGUAUAAGGAAGAACGUGAUGAAGAGAGCCAUGGUGGUGACAGUGAUGAUGAAAUAGCAGAGUUGCGUAUCCAGGCACUACUGAGCAAGAGGGUGAAUGAAGCGGAGGUUUCUCCUGCUCAUGAGCCAAACCAUGAAAAGCAACGAAAUAUAAACAGACCUUUCCCAGCAGAGAGAGCACGGCCAUUUAGACCAGCUCAGGAGCUUGAAAGGAAUCACCAUACCAGCAAUAUAACAAUUAUUCCUGUUGGAGCUCAGAAUUACAAUAGAAACUUCAAUCCCCCUCAUCACCACAUGGGACAGGACAGAAACUUUUAUCAAGAGAGGAAUUUUUACUAUGGACAGAAUCGUGGAUGGCGGGGUAACCGUGGUUUCAAUCGUGGACGAGGGAGAGGACGUGGGAGAGGUUAUGUGGAUAAAUCCUUACAAUCUUCUAAUAUGGUUAGACCCCCAACUCCACAACUUGCACUUCCACAAGAUAAGUAUGUGGAGAAAGCUCCUCCAGAACCAAAUACUAAACCAAAAGAAAAAAUGAGUGCAAGAUGGCGUCGUAUGCAAGGAUCAGAUAGCGAGAGUGAUAGUGAAGACAGUGAAUCUGACAGCAGUGAUAGUAGCAGUGACACCAGUGGCAGCAGUAGUGGCAGCAGCUCUGGAAGUUCUAGUGGCUCGGAUUCAGAAAGUGAUAAUAGUUCUAUAGAUACACGGAAAGUAUCUAAAGAAACCAAGAGAGAUUCAUCACUUGGGGAUAAGAAGUCUGGUCCGCAAGUUACAAGUGGCACUCGACAAAGGCAACAUUCUGGCAAGGGCCUGAUGUCUAAAUCCCCUCCUGCACAAACCUCUGCCACCCAUAAUAUCCCCUCCACUCAUAAAGUAUCUGCUCCAGUUAGAAGAGUAUCAGUUAGUCCACCUCCAAAGAAAUAUGCCAGUGCUCAAGUCUCCCCACGCCAAGCAGUACGGAGAAUAUCAACAAGUCCUCCAAAUAACAGAUCAUGGGCAUCUCCUAAUUCCAAAGCACGUAGCCCAGUGCAUCGUCAAGGAUCUAGGAGCCCUCCACCUAGAACAAGUUUGAGGAGUCCAGUUCCUCAGGGCAGCUCCAGAGGUCUGCCCACUCACUCAAAAUCAAGAAGUCCACCUCCAAGAAGAUCCAGAAGUCCACUUCCUUGGCCUAAAGUAAGAAGUCCCCAGCAGACAUCACAGAGUCCUGGGUUACGGUCAAGGAGUCCCUUUCCAAGAAGAAUUUCUAGGAGUCCUGUCCCAAGAAGAAACUCUCGGAGUCCAUAUACCAGAAGAAGUUCUAGGAGCCCACCUCCUAGAAGAAACUCCAGGAGUCCCCCACCUAGAAGAGGCUCCAGGAGUCCACAUCCUAGAAGAGCCUCCAGGAGUCCACCCCCUAGAAGAGCCACCAGGAGUCCACCCCCUAGAAGAAGUUCCAGGAGCCCACUGCCUAGAAGAAGUUCCAGGAGCCCACUACCUAGAAGAAGUUCCAGAAGUCCACCUCCUAGAAGAACCUCCAGGAGUCCAUUGCCCAGGAGAAAUUCUAGGAGUCCAAUCUUUAGACGAAGCUCAAGGAGUCCUCUUCCGAGAAAAAGUUCUAGAAGCCCUCUACCAAGAAGAAGCUCUAGAAGCCCUUUUCCAAGAAGAAGCUCUAGAAGUCCAAACUCAAGGAUACCUUUGAGAGGUUCCUCCCCUCACAGACUAUCCAGGAGCCCAAUUAAAGGAAGGCUAAAAAGUCCUUUAUCAGGUAGAGGUAAAAGCCCACAAAGAGCAAGAAGUAAAAGCCCAUGUCCUAAAAGAAGGUCAAGAAGCUUGUUACCAAGGCGAAGUCCCUUAUUACGGCGAAGUUCAAGAAGCCCACCUCCUCACAGAAGCUCGAGAAGUCCAUUACCUUGUCGAGUCACCAGGAGUCCCCUACCUCGUAGGGGAUCAAGAAGUCCUCCACUUCGUCGUGUCACAAGGAGUCCACCUCCUCGUAGAGAUUCAAGAAACUCUCCACCACAUAGAACUUCCAGGAGCCCUCCACCUAGGCGACUCUCCAGAAGUCCUGUGCCACGAAAACAUUCUAGAACGCCACCGCCACGAAAAUUGUCAAGAAGUCCUUUUUCGCGCAAACACUCUAGGACUCCUCCACCACAGAAACAUUCCAGGAGUCCUUUGCCACGGAACCUCUCCAGGAGCCCUCCCCCACGAAGACUUUCCAGGAGCCCUCCACCACGUAAACUCUCCAGAAGCCCUCCACCCUUACGUAUUUCAAAGAGCCCUCAUCGACAAAGGCAUUCGAGGAGUCCACUUUCCCACCGACCUUCACAAAGUCCACUCCACAGAAGACUUUCAAGAAGUCCUCCACCAAGACACUUUUCUAGAAGUCCUCAGCCACGACGGCUGUCCCGGAGUCCACUUCGACGGUUUUCAAGAAGCCCAAAGCCUCGUCGGCCCUUAAGAAACUCACCUUUGAGAAGGUUUUCAAGAACUCCUCCUUCACAUCGUCUUUCAAGAAGUCCUCCACCACGACGAAUUUCAAGAAGUCCACUACCACGGCGGAUUUCAAGAAGUCCUGGUCACAUAACUUCAAGGAGCCCAGUCCCUCGACGCCUUUCAAAAAGUCCUCUUCCUUCUGUGAGAUCGAGAAACAUGUCACCUCAUCGUGUUGCUAGAAGUCCAUCUCCUAGACGAAUUCACAGGACCUCGCCUUCCUCACACAAAUCCCAUAGUCCUGGCCAUAGAUUGCCAAGGUUUUCCAGAAGCCCAGCUGUUGAAAGGAAGUUAAAUUCACAUAGUCCCCCAUUUAACAGGAGGAGUGCUGCCUUACCUAUGAGAAGCCAUAGUUCUGUUGAUAGGUCACCUAGUCCUGGUGUCAGACGAGAUUGGGGGCCUAGGGCAAAGAGAUCAAGAAGUCCUGGUGCUUUCAGAAGAUCUGUUAGUCCGUAUGUUGCUAAUUCCAGAAGUCUAUCACCACAUGGCAGGUUAGGAGGCAUGACCUCAGCAAUGGUGGAUAGGUCCUCAGUGGAAAGUGGGUCUCCUAGAGGUUCAUUCCAUAGACCAGGCUUUGUAAGACCUAUUGACAGUAUAGUUCAUAAUGAAAGAUUUUCUCCUCAAGAUGGUAGUACAGUGGUAGGUGGUGGAAGACCUCAUGAUUUCCCACCUGAAUUUGGUCUUUAUCCUAUUAACAGACCACCUCAUAUACCUGUAAAUGGCCUUCAGCCACCUCAACAUUUCGUGGAAUUUAAUGAACCUGUCCCAAGACCUCCUGAUGAACCUGUUUGGCAGCAUCCAGGAAGGCGAGAGUUAAGGGAUCAGUUUUCACCCCAUCGAUUACUACCUGAUAGUCCAUGGGAAGGUCAUUACCAGCAGAGAGAUCGCCCAGGGCCCCCAAUUUUUCCACAUCCCGAACAUAUUUUUGCAGCAGGCAGAGGGCAACCGUAUAAUGCGCCUGGUCAUGGCCGACAAGGACAGGGGAUGUUGAUGCCUCAUGGUAGAGGACAGGGGAUGUUGAUACCCCCUGGCCGAGGGCAGGGCUUCCAUGGGCCCAGGCAUGUGUCACCUCCAGCUCAUCGAGGUAGAUCACCUCUGAGACAUGAACCUCCUGGACGAUUUGAGAAUGAAUUACCACCUCAGGGUCCAAAUGAAAGAAGACAUCAGUUAUCACCCAACAGACAAUUGACUCGAAUUAGAGAAAGGUCACGAUCAAGUUCUCCAUUCUCUGUUAGAUCGCAAGCAUUUCCACAUGCUGGAAGAGGGGGGCCUAUGUCACCUAGAGGGCGAAUUCCCACAGUGCCACAGAACAGGCGAGGGCCAAGAACUCCUCCUAUGCCUGUAGCUAAGAAGAUUUCUCCACGACCAGGGCCAAGGGAUGGACAAAAGACAUUAAGAGGACCGCAUGCCCUGUAUCAAGAGAAUAAAGUACCACUGCAAACACGAAGACAAGGCUCCCCACACCUUCCUACCCAUGAAAGACAACCGCCACCAAAUCGUAGUGGUCCUAACCAACUGCCUCAAAGACGCCCUCUUCUCGGGAACAGCCCUCCUCCAGCAGGGCAUCGUAUUCAAGCUGGUGCUCCACACAAACAGCGAUUGCAGUUGCCAAGGAGUCAUUCUCCAUUCCAGGGUGAUAGAAGGCGAAAUGAAAAACAGCCUGAAGAUGUGAGAGACAGAAAUAGAGAUGAAUCAGGAAGUCAAGGUCAGCAUGAUAGAAAGGAUCGGCGGCUAGAAUCACCAAGGAAAACAGAUAACAGACAAAAAUCUCCUCUUCGAAAUAGAUCUCCAGGUAGAUCUCGCAAUGUGAGGGGAGGCAAUGCAUCAGGUCGAGGCCGAGGAGGUAGAGGAAACAAGCUUCAGAGUCCCUCUUUCCGAAAUCGAAGACAGCUGCUACCUAGAUCUGAAGCUGCUGCUAGCCAGCAACGAUCAAGAAGUCCAGGGGGUCAUUUGAGGAAUGUCACUACUGCCAGCUGGGAAAAGAGAGAUACCAAAAAUGACUCUCGGGUAGAAAAACUGGAUUCAAAUUCUUUGCAGGAGCAGUUCCCAGAAAGACAAGGGCGUAAUGGUAGCCCAUGGCUUGAGCCAGUUACUCCGGAAAAACAAGGGCAUGGCGUACGUGAUCGCUCUCUGUCUCCAACAGGCAGUAUUAAUGAAAAUCCAGCUAAGAAAGUCAAACUAGAUAUAAAGACAGAAGAUGCUACUAUAAAUAAAGGAAGAGAGCAUGUAGAGAAGAAGAUCAAGGAAGAAGUUUCCCCUGAAGAAAUAAAGCAACAGCCAGUUAAAGCAGACAACAAAUCAACUCAGGUGCAAGAGAAACUAGAGGCUCGCCGUAAGAAAUUUGAAACGAAUAAUCCCGUGCCUUCUCAAGAACAUCGAAAAAUUGUGCUGAAAUCAAUUGAACCUUCAAAGGAGGUUGAAGAGGAAAAGAAAAUAAAAGAAGAAAAGCCGAAGGAGGAAGUUGUUGACAAAAAAAAGAAGAAGAAAAAGAAAAAGGCAAAGGAUGAAGAGGAGGAGGAUGAUGAUACAUCAGAAAAGAGCAAAUCUAGUAAGAAGAAGAAAAAGGAAAAGAAAAAGAAGAAAGAAAGCAAAAAGAAGAAAAAGAAGCACAAGAAAAUAGAAAGUGAUAGCGAAGAGGAAGAAAAACAAUCGUCUGUGACAAAAAACACUAAAGAAGUUUCAGGCAAAAAGGACAAUAUUGACUCGACAGAUCUGAGACAUAUGCUGAAGCGGAAAGUGGAUGCACCUGGUGGUGGUGGAAGAAGUGAAAGCAAGUUAAAUGUAACUGAGAGAGAAAUUAAACGGAGGAGGAAAGAUAAAGAAGAUCCAACAAAGCCCAUGAUAGGAAGCAAGAACAGACAAGCAGACACCAGACGGAAAAAGCAACAUGAAGGAAAGCCUUUGCUGGUGACUGUAGGAUCUGGUGAAGAUCGACAAGUCACAUCAGGCAAUGUCCCAGAGACCCAGAGCGAUGAAGGAAAGGCUUCCCAACGCUUGUCUGUCCAUCUUCGACUUGGGCCUGCUAAGACAUCUUGGGAAGACAGUAAAUCUGGCAACACUCAUGGAAGCAGCAGCGGCAGUAGACACAAGAGACGUGACAAAUCCAAAGGGCGUGCCGCUGGGGGAACUGGCAACAGAGUGAAGCUGAGGCGAUGAUCAUUUCAGUCUGCCUGGGAUGCAGGUAACGCACACAUCUCGUUGCUCCUGCUGCUGCACUGGCUCAACUUGGUGUGGAGAGGUCUGGGCUGUAUAUCUGAUUCCAGGCUUGCUGUGGUGACUACAAACUUCAUUAAAAUAGUUGUUGCUGACUGAAUUGUAGUUGAACAGUUGUCAUAGUGUGUGGUUAAAAGAAAUUAUAUGAUAGCUUUAGCUUGCACGAAGUAAUGCAAUCUGAGCAUAGUUGCUGGGAAAUUAUGAUGGUUUCAAAAUUUAUUUUUGAGUUUGCUCUGGAAAUUUUUAAUUCUUGAGUUAGCUCUGGAAAUUUCUAAAUAUACAGUAUAAUACUGUAUAUCUGUAGGCAAAAUUUAUUUUUAACUUAUUUAUGGAUGUUAUUUAGUUAACAGUAAUGUAAAUAUCUGUGAUAAAUGUCUGUGAUAGUGUGGUAGGUAAAAUCUUGCUAUUUCAAACUCAUAAUGUAAAGUAAAUUUUAUGCAGUAUCAAAGUUAACUUAUAUAAAGAUUACCAGUGUUAAAUAUUUUCAUAGGACAUAAAGGAAUAUAAAUAUGGAGUAAAUUCUCAGAUAUAUUAAAAUAUCUUCAUUGAGAGAUUUUAUUAGUGGUUGCAGCAUGCUGUUGUAGUUGCUUAAUGAUAUUUAUAUUUUUUUAUUGCAGGCUUUUCUUAAUAUUUACUUUUCAGGGAAUAUUAACGCAUCUAAAUCUGCUCAAAAUGUGUUCCAAGUUUUGAUUAUACGUUACUUGAAGAAGACUUGGAUUCUCAAUGAUGGGCUUUUGAAAAAAUUAUGGUGAAAAUCUUAGAGAAAAUGUUUUUAAGUGGGUCUGUGAGAACUAAAAUUAAAGGAAAUUGUAGAAAAUCAUAAGAAUUGUGGCUAUUUAUCAUGGAAUGUUUACGUCUCUAAAAAGUAUUAUUGAAGGAAAUUGCAAAGAAUUAUGUAAGUUUUAAGAGAAAAAAAACAUCGUGGUUUGUUACUGCCUACAAGUGUGUUUGAAAUUUGUGCUACUUUAACAGCUGAUGCUUAUAAUUGUUUGCUACGGUUUGCUCACUGUGAAUGCAGGAAUGGAAAAUUUUCUGCACUAGAAGAAGCCAAUAAAGUUCUGUGAAAGGAAAAAAAAGUUUUUUCUAGGAAUGUUUUGUUGCAACAGUGAAUUUCAUGAAACAGAAUUGAAAAAUUUCCUGUAAUGCAAAUUGCUUACAGUAAGGAGCAGUUUACUUAAAUACAAAGGAAGAAUGCUUCCAUAUGUUUGUAUAGCUAAAGUUUUUUAUUGUGUGAUAUUGUCACACACAUUACAUAUACUGCACUUAUGGUCAUUCUGGAAGAGUGAUACUUGUUUUUCACCAGUAUUCAUGAAGUAGAUUGUUAUUUAAGAUGGAUUUUUAUUAUUUUGUUGAUGUGGAAAGUUGGUAAGGCCAUUUUGAGGCAAAAAAUAAUGUAUAUUGAUUUUUUAACUUGUUUAUGUUUAAUUGAAGUGUAUCAAGUGUACGGUACCCUCGUUUUCAUAAUUAUUUUUAUUAUUAUAAUAAUAAUUAUUAUCAUUCUUGUUUGGUUUUUAGUAAGAUAUAUUUGGGAAGUUCAUAGCAUGGGUGGCACCUUAAUAUAUAUCUUUGCUGCCUUACAUAUAAUAUUCUAGUCACACUAUAGACAGUGCACAAUAUUGUGCACUACCUAGGGCUUAGAUUCAAACAAUACAUUUUUCGCAGAAUACCUGUUUAAUAGCAUUAAUUUUGGACCUUUUGCUUUAAGCUGAAGUGCAGUGUGCUUGUGAAUUUUUUUUUAUCCUUGAUCCAAAAUUGAGUUGUUGCUGUUUAGCAUUUUACCAAAUUUACACACUCACUCAAGAAUUGAAUAUUCAAAAAUUUAAUACAGUAUCAUCCAGAAUUUCAUUCACAUUCCAAGCACUUCUACAUAGUACUUGGCUGACAUGACUGACAACUUUCAGCCUAUAGUUUGAAAAUUGAUUGGUCAUUCUUUCAUAAAAUCUAUUUUACUUUAUUAAUUACAAUACAAACAUUUAGUCAAGGUGUAGUUAUAUAAGCAUUCAUCAUUGUCUAGAAUGCAUUAUCUUUUGACUUCUUUGCUGCAUACACUAACAGAAACAUUUACAGUAUACAGUAUUCUUUUGAGAUGAAAAUUAAGUUAUUCGUAAUAUACAAUUUACUUUUGUAUGCUGGUUUUAUCAGUAUUUAUGAUAACUAGAAAAGUACAUCAGUAUUGACUGCUCUGUAAUAUGGUAUCAUGUACUUUUACUGUACAUAAUGGUUUAUGUACAGUAAUUCUUCAACUUGUCGGUUUUCUAAACCAUUCAUCACAUAAUGGUUUAUCUUCACUCAUCCAAGGCCCUGCUUUACAGUGCUCGCUUUAUGGUGAUUCACUAAUACAUACAUUUCAGAAUACAACCAAAAAUUCAUUUAUAUGGCUCCCUGAUUCACUGUUAUAGCAUCCAUGUACCACUCUGUUUGUUUACAUCCUCUGUUAGCUCCACAUCUAUCGAUUAUGUCUGGAAACUUUCCAAAAUUUCAAGUGUUUUAGAGUUAUUGCAUAUUUUACUGUUACUCUGAUAGUUGUACUUAUGUGUACCUGUACCUAAAUAAACUUGCACACUAUACUGGCAUGCAGGAACACAUUAUAAUGACUAGAGUGUCUCGUUAUUGUUGAAGAUGCAGUAAUAAUAUUAAUAAUAAUUGCUCUAGGGGACAAAAGAGAAUGCAAAAAUUAUAGAGAAAAAAGUCUGUUGAGUAUACCUGGUAAAGUGUACGGUCGAGUUAUUAUUGAAAGAAUUAAGAGUAAGACGGAGAGUAGGAUAGCAUAUGAACAAGGAGGCUUUUUGAAGAUAGAGGGUGUGUAGACCAAGUGUUUACAGUGAAACAUAUAGGUGAACAGUAUUUAGAUAAAAGUAAAGAGGUUUUUGUUUUACUACUGUCCUACCAAAUGAGUGUGAAACAUAAGCUUGUAAUUGUUUUGCAUGAUGGUAGGACUCCUGGUCUCUUUUUCUCAUAAACAUGCAAGGUUGCAGGUAUGUCUUGCUACUUCUACUUACACUUAGGUCACACUACACAUGCAUGUACAAGCAUAUAUAUACUAACCUCUCUGGGUUUUCUUCUAUUUUCUUCCUAGUUCUUGUUCUUGAUUAUUUCUGCUUAUCUCCAUGGGGAAGUGGAACAGAAUUCUUCCUCUGUAAGUUAUGCAUGUCAUAAAAGGCGACUAAAUGCCUGGAGCAAUGGGCUAGUAACCCCUUCUCCUGUAUAAAUUACUAAAAACAAGGAAAAGAAAAACUUUGUAAGUAGUGCGGAUGAUAAGAAAGAAGUGAUUGCUAAUGUUAUGAAUGAAAAGAAGUUGGAUGUCUUAGUCCUAAGCAAAACAAAGCUGAAGGGGGUAGGUGAGUUUCAGUGAGAAGAAAUAAAUGGCAUUAAUUUGAAGAGGGGUUGUUGAGAUGGUUUGGACAUGUAAAAUAGAAUGACUUCAAGAGUGCAUAAAUCUGUAGUGGAGGUAAGGCAGGGUAGGGGUCGGCCUAAGAAAGGUUGGAGUUUUUGUUUACGAGGGGCUUGGACUUCCAGCAAGCUUGCUUGAGCGUGUUAGAUAGGAGCGAAUAGAGACAGAUGGUUUUUAGGACUUUACGUGCUGUUGGAGUGUAAGUAAGGUAACAUUUAUAAAGGGAUUCAGGGAAACCAGCAGGCCGGACUUGAUUCCUGGAGAUGGGAAGUACAGUGCUGGCACUCUGAAGGAAGGGUGUUAAUGUUGCAGUUUAAUAACUGUAGUGUAAGUAUGCCUCUGGCAAGAAGGUGACGGAGUGAGUGAUAAUGAAAGUUUUUCUUUUUCAGGCCACCCUGCCUUGGUGGGAGACAGCCGAUGUGUUAAUAAUAAUAAAAACAAUAAAAAGAUUUUUGUGGCAUUUAUGGAUUUGGAAAAGGCGUAUGACAGGGUGGAUAGGGGGGCGAUGUUGCAAAUGUAUGGAAUAGGAGGUAGGUUAUUGAAAGCAGUGAAAAGCUUCUACGAGGAUAGUGAGGCUCAGAUUAGAGUGUGUAGGAGAGAGGGAGAUUAUUUCCCAGUAAAAGUAGACCUUAGACAAGGAUGUGUGAUGUCACCAUGGUUGUUCAAUAUAUUUAUAGAUGGGGUUGUAAGAGAAGUGAAUGCUUGGGUGUUGGCAAGAGGUUUGGGGGUUAAAAGAUAAAGAAUCUAACACAAAAUGGGAGUUGUCACAGUUGCUCUUUGCUGAUGACACUAUGCUUAUGGAAGAUUCUGAAGAGAAGUUGCAGAGGUUGGUGGAUGAGUUUGGUAGGGUAUGUAAAAGAAGAAAAUUGACAGUGAAUAUAGGAAAGAGUAAGGUGAUGAGGAUAACAAAAAAAUUAGGUAAUGAAAGAUUGGAUAUCAGGUUGGAGGGAGAGAGUAUGGAGGAGGUGAAUGUAUUCAGAUAUUUAGGAGUGGACGUGUUAGCAGAUGGAUCUAUGAAAGAUGAGGUGAAUCAUAGAAUUGAUGAGGGGAAAAAGGUGAGUUGUGCACUGAGGAAUCUGUGGGGACAAAGAACUUUGUCCAUGGAAGCAAAGAGGGAAAUGCGUGAGAGUACAGUGGUACCCUGACUUAAGAGUGCCCGAACUUACGAGUUUUCCGAGUUAUGAGCGUUUGCUCAGUCAAUUUUUUGCUUUGGGUUGCGAGCCAAAAUCCGAGUUAAGGGCAAAAAGAAAAUAUUUACUGAAAAUGACAUUUGGCAAGAACCCCAGCCUAAAUGGCACAACAAAAGGUGGUUUUGGGACUUGGUACUUAUUAAACAAUGCUAUUGCAAUGUUCAUACUGGAGUUAAUCAUGUAAUUACCUUUAGUUAUUCUACAAAAAAAUAAAGUUGCUAAGGUUUUGACAUUUGCAAAAUAUCUUGCCCUUUACCCCCACACAAAUCCCAAAAUACAGUGGAACCCAGGAUUUCGGCCGUAAUCCGUUCCAGAAGGUCGGCCUAAAUCCAAAAAGGCCGAAAACCAAAGUAAUGUUUGGAGGGAUAUGUUGUGUGUCUUUAUAUGUGUAUGCUUCUGGACUGUUGUAUUCUGAGCACCUCUGCAAAAACAGUGAUAAUGUGCGAGUGUGGUGAAAGUGUUGAAUGAUGAAAGUAUUUUCUUUUUGGGGAUUUUCUUUCUUUUUUU
Cherax quadricarinatus is the source of this 10901-nucleotide messenger RNA. NCBI's taxonomy places the organism in Eukaryota, Metazoa, Arthropoda, Malacostraca, Decapoda, Parastacidae. The record is from RefSeq and is a predicted model, not a curated record.